AUGUUUUGGAGAUUUGGCUUCUCGUCGGUCUCGACGCUAGACACGCUCCUCGACAAACCGAACGUCACCCUCGAGGAUGUUCUGGACGAGGAUGACUUGUUGCAAGAAUGCAAGUCGCAAAAUCAAAAGCUCAACAACUUUCUUCGACAGCCACGCAUCGUCAAGAGGCUGAUGGAGCAUGUCGUCGGCACCGCGACCGUGGGUGGCGCAGGAGGCAAGGAUUGGGAGGAGAAAGUCAAGUUCAAGUAUCCAUAUGUCGCCUCGGAGGUGCUUAGCUGCAGCGAGGUGUGGCCCAUCAUCGACGCCAUCUUUUCGGAUCCCCACGAGUACCUCGUGCCAUUCUGGAAUGCCGUUCUCACUUCAAAUCCAUCGCCAUCGCAGGCACCUCUGCCCAUGCACUCACAUCCUCUCUUUGCCGAAAACGCCGCCACAUCCUCUUCCUCCGCCAACGCCUCUCCUUCGACCUCUCCCGCUGGUCAUCUCAGCGUCACCAACUUUACCGACUUUUCCAAUUCGGCGUCAGGCAGCGCCAGCAGCUCUCGGUCUCCUUCCGAGUCUGAGUCGGAAGCUGACGGCAGGUUGCGAGCCACCAGCGCCCUCGACAAUGGGCCAGGACGCGGCGUGCUCGCCGGCUACUGGGCCAAGGUAAACGGCGCCUAUCUCGAACGCAAGCCCAUCGAGAUGCUCGAGUUCAUCAAGGAGCAGCCUCGGAUCGUGGAGCGCUUCGUUGCGCAUCUCGAGACACCCGCCGUCGUCGACCUGCUCUUCCGCAUCAUCCAGAUGGAGGAGACCGUGCGGACACCUGGCCAGACCACCGACAUCAUUGACUGGCUCUCGUCGCAAGACUUGAUAUCGCGCACCGUCGACCUUCUCGCACCCAACUACUCGGUGGAUAUCCACAACACGGUCUCGGAGCUGCUCAAGGCCAUCAUCGCUCUGUCCGCACCCUCGCCUGCCGCUCUCAACCAGGGCCAAGGCCAGGAGCUGGGCGGCGGUCUCAACGAGUCGCAGGAGAACACGGCUGGCAUCAACAACCGCCUCGUGCGCGAACUAGCGAGCGAGCCUAUCGUCCGCAAGAUGGUCGGCUACAUGCUUGAUUCGCAGCUGCCACGGCAGUUGCAUCGUCGUCUCACAGAUGUCGCCGACGAACAGCUAUCGCAACUCUCGGCGAGCGGGUUGCGCAAGCCAUCGCAAAAAGGUGAUUCGUCGCUGUCGACGCUGACGGAGGGUGCGAUCUCCUCGUCCGCAGUGGAGGAUGAUGAAGACGACGAGUCGUUCGCACGACCCUUGAAUCCGCGCGAGUUCCCCGCGUCCGAGUCGAGAUCACCCGGGCAAAUGGAUCACCGUGGCUCAACGGCAACACUCCGUCCCGACAACCUAUUCCCGGCCGUCGCGGCGCCUACUGUAGCCAUCACAGCUGAGACCUGCAGUUCGACGCUAGUGACGUGCAUCGGCGUCUUCAUCGAGCUCAUCCGCAAGAACAACAGCGACUACUUUGAGCAGCAUCUUCUCCGCACCCUGCACAAUCACCUGGUCAAGAGGCAAAGCGAGUUGACAGAGACACGAUUGCAGAAGAAAGAAGAAGAAGAGGCUGCUGGCUCAAAGACCGAGGGUGGACCUGGUGCCUCGACGGGCGCGGACAAGCAGACGGACGAAGAGUCGGUCAACAAAGCGAUUGAGGCGCUUGAUGAAGAGGAAGAGGAUGUGCAAGGCAUGGAGGAGGCCAUGUCCGAGAUCGUCGACAAGAUGGGCCUCGUGCAUCUCGGACCGAUGCUGCGAGUGCUGUCGGAGCGUCUGUCCGACUUUCAGCAGCUGGUCAAGGAGCCGAGGGAGCGUGAUGUCACGAUCCCGACCUCGGUCGGUGAUGUGGCCCCGCUCACGUUCGAGAGGUAUCGCAUCACCGAGCUGUACGCCGAGCUGCUGCAUUGUUCCAACAUGGCGCUACUCAACCGCGCGCCUGGCGAGGGACCGCAGUACUCGGACGACGGCGUCUUGAUGGGUGGUCUCGAGGGUCUUCAGACGCUGGCACGCACGUUGCAAGGUGCGGAUGGGCCCGAAGUCGGAGACACUUCGACCAGCGCAGAGGCGGAAACUCCACAAGAGAAAGCCACAGAAGACGAGCAGUCAAAGAGUGAAGAGGCGACUGCUGGGAACGCUGCUGAAGCCAGCAGCUCUUUAGCACCUCGUGUUUCUGGACACGGCCGCGACAAGUCUAGCGCCGGUGCCUCCACCGACUCCACAGACGAAGCGGACGACGAGGCUCUUCUCAAAGAGGUCUCCCUUGCCGACAAGACCAACACGGAGGGCAGCAGCAGCGACAGCACCACUGACGCACAGGCCGAGUCCUCGAGCAAGAGCUCGACCAACGAAAGUCAAAGCGUAACGACGAGCGACUCUGUCGAAGAAGACAAGGGCGAUGCUGCCUCCAUCCGCUCUGCGCUCUCUGGGCUGUCCCUCGCCGAGCUGACGGCACCUAGACUUUCCGGUCCGCCCAGUCCCAUCGACGAGGCCAAGGACUACGUCGUCGGCGACAUGCUCAAGCGCAAGUUCCUCGAAUGCGGCAUCCUCCCCUCGCUGCUCGAUCUGUUCUUCGACUACCCCUGGAACAAUUUCCUUCACAACGUCGUCUACGACAUUCUGCAACAAUGCUUCAACGGUCGAAUGGACGUCGGUCUCAACCGCAAGCUCACCGUCGCCGUAUUCGACGAGGGCCACCUCACCUCACGCAUCGUCGAGGGUCGCAAGCGCAACGAGACGUCCGUCGCUGGUCCUCGCCGAAUCCGUCUUGGAUUCAUGGGUCACAUGAACCUCAUCGCGGAAGAGACGGUGAAGCUGCUCGAGCGGUACCCGCUCGAGAUCGCGCGACCCGUCGAAUCCUUCACCGAACGCGAGGAGUGGCGUCAGGUGGUGUCCGAGACGCUCGAGGAGAUUCGCGAGAAGGAAGGUGGGCCGUUAGCGUUCAACCGUGGACACGAGGGGAUGUCCAUGUCGUUCGGUUCCGGUGCGGACGAUGAUGAUGAUGAUGCAGGGAUUGGCGGUGCGGGCAGCAGCAGCUUUGCCAGCUAUCUUUCGAGCCAGAUUGGCGGUGCAGCGGGGUCGGACGACGACGAUAGCGACGAUGAAGCGUCGUGGUUGUCGAGCGAGAUGAAGCGCGGUGGGGACAAGGAGGGGAGUGGAUUUGAUGAUGCGUUUGCGCCGCGCCACUCGGGGAGUGGGAGUGGCGAGUUGGGCGAUGACGAUGAGGACGAUGAUUGGGGACCGUUUGCCGAUCCUAGCGAUGGUGGUGCAGGAGGGGCGACGCAGAGCUUCGACUUUACGUCCGGUGGUGGGAGCAGCAACGCAAACCCGUUUGCGGAGAACCUCACUCCUGCCGACUGGUCAGCACAAUUCCGGAAGGAGUACCACGAGGAGGAGCGGACGGGUGGCGAGCAGGAUAGCGGGUCCGAUGACGACGAGGAUGAGGACGAGGACGAGACGGGGACCGAGAAAGACGAGUCGGCGCUCAGCACCAGCCCUCUUCCCGGGACAUCUACGUUCGCACCCGCCACAGACGUCGUCAGCAAGGCCCACGCGCGUCGGCCCUCGCUGGGCCAGCUCGAAGCUCCGGAGACCACUGCGGACCGUCGUCGAGGCUCACUCGGCUCCGCAGGCCCAGAGAUCUCAGACGUCACGGAUACAGAGGAUCCUCUCGGCCCAGGUAUUCCGACCGAGGUGAGCAGGAGCGAAGAGGGUAAGCUGCAAAGGACGCUGGCCGAUGGGACCAAGGUCGUCGUGCCGCUCGACGAGGUCGCGCUGGGUGCGGGAGAACUCAGCGAAAAGGAUGCGUAG
Molecule: messenger RNA, 3828 nt
Organism: Kalmanozyma brasiliensis GHG001
Lineage: Eukaryota; Fungi; Basidiomycota; Ustilaginomycetes; Ustilaginales
Product: SIT4 phosphatase-associated protein family
Exons: 2
Coding region: 1-3828 (1275 amino acids)
Cellular component (GO): cytosol; nucleus
Molecular function (GO): protein phosphatase binding; protein phosphatase regulator activity
Source: RefSeq, a predicted model, not a curated record